Molecule: messenger RNA, 1236 nt
Organism: Diplodia corticola
Lineage: Eukaryota; Fungi; Ascomycota; Dothideomycetes; Botryosphaeriales; Botryosphaeriaceae
Product: cystathionine gamma-synthase
Exons: 1
Coding region: 1-1236 (411 amino acids)
Biological process (GO): transsulfuration
Cellular component (GO): cytoplasm
Molecular function (GO): pyridoxal phosphate binding; carbon-sulfur lyase activity
Source: RefSeq, a predicted model, not a curated record
AUGACGCCUCCCACAACCUACGACCCGGCCACGCUGGCCAUCCACGGCGACGACUGGCUCAACAAGGGGACCGACGUGGCGCCCGCGAUGCACGUAUCGACGACGUUCCGCUACAAGCACGACCCGGCCGAGCUGCGGCCGGCCACCGAGCUGGAGACGGACGGGCCGCCGCCCUCGACCGACAUACCGCCCGUCUACAGCCGGCUGUCGGCGCCCAACACGACGCGCCUGGAGGCGCUGCUGUCGGAGCUGACGGGCGGGCGGGCGCUGACGUACACGUCGGGCCUGUCGGCCUUCCACGCGCUGAUGGUGUACCUGCGGCCGAACGUGGUGGCCAUCGGGCACGACGGGCUGGGCGGCUACCACGGCUGCCACGGCGUGCUGGCGCUGCACACCAAGAUGCACGGGCUCCGGACGGCGGACCUGCACGACGAGGCGACGUGGGACGCCGCGGGCCUGGGCGAGGGCGACGUCGUGCACGUCGAGACGCCGCUGAACCCGACGGGCGCGGCGUACGACAUCGCGGCCUUUGCGGCGAAGGCGCACGCCCGCGGCGCCUUCUUGUCGAUAGACUCGACGUUUGGCCCGCCGGGACUGCAGGACCCGCUCGCGCUGGGCGCCGACGUCGUCAUGCACAGCGGCACCAAGUACGUCGGCGGCCACAGCGACAUGCUGUGCGGCGUGCUCGUCGUGCCCGAGCGGCGCGAGGAUUGGUUCUGGGGCCUGUGGAACGAGCGCGUCUUCCUCGGCAGCGUCAUGGGGAGCCUCGAGGGCUGGCUCGGCGUGCGCAGCCUGCGCACGCUGCAGCUGCGCGUGCAGGCCCAGAGCCGCAACGCCGAGCGCCUCGUCAGGUGGUUGCAUGAGAACCUCGUGAGCGACGACGCCCGGAGCCCCGUGGCCGCGGUGGCGAGCAAGGUCGUGCACGCGAGCUUGCAGGCGGAGGACCUCGCGGACGGCUGGCUGAAGAGGCAGAUGCCCAAUGGGUUUGGGCCCGUCUUCGCCGUGUGGAUGCGUGGCGAGGAGGAGGCGAGGAAGCUGCCCAGCAAGCUCAAGCUCUUCCAUCAUGCCACCAGCUUGGGCGGCGUCGAGAGCUUGGUCGAGUGGCGCCGCAUGAGCGACAAGAGCGUGGAUCCCACCCUGCUCCGCUUUUCUAUUGGUAUCGAGAGCUGGGAGGACUUGAGAGACGAUCUCGAGGCCGGAUUCAAGGCGUUGGCUGAGGAGAAGGCAAAGGCGUAG